Molecule: messenger RNA, 2532 nt
Organism: Osmerus eperlanus (European smelt)
Lineage: Eukaryota; Metazoa; Chordata; Actinopteri; Osmeriformes; Osmeridae
Product: sodium-dependent glucose transporter 1-like
Exons: 4
Coding region: 530-2092 (520 amino acids)
Biological process (GO): transmembrane transport
Source: RefSeq, a predicted model, not a curated record
GCAGGUUAUUACGUAGACCGCUCUAGUAAUAAUCUAGGCGCUUCCAUAUUUCUUCCAUUUCUCAAUGGCGCUAAAUCUGCACGUAUGAACUUCAAAUGCUUACACAUUUUUCAUAGCCUUUGACCAUCCAUAUCUUUACUUCAUCUCGAAUGUGUAUGGAGAGGUUGCUAUAAGGCCUUCGUAGCUUGUUUCUCGCAAAUGUGUGUACUAAUCACUUAAUUGAACCUGUUCUUGAAAUAUCAAGGAUGAUCUACGGAACCAAGAUUUAAUUGAGCUCUAUUUGCAUUGUAAUCCCCAAAUGUAGACCGUGCAGAUUUAUGUCAAAACAAAAACAAAAACAUUAAAUUGAAAUGAAAUCAAAGACAACAUGAAGUGUCGACUCGAUCUCCUCCUAUUCCGACCGACUGGAGGAAGGAGCGGAUUAAUAAGUGACUAAAUCAAAGGGAUCUUUGAAACGGGAUAUUACACGGUGCUAAAGCAACACCACGCUAAAUUGCACGAAGCCAGCGUCAGGCAUAAUUUGACAGGUAUGUCUGUCUCAAUUGCUCGACAGCCCGUAAACAUCGAUGAUGAAGAAAUUAAGGAUGUAGAUGCUAACAACGACAAAGAGGAAGAUGACAAGGGGAAAGACAAGAAAAAUGUUCAGAACGCAAGUAAUAGUAGUUUGAACCCAGCGUUUGAGGCGGUCGAAGUUAAAAACGGAGCAGCAAACGACAGUUCUUCGGGAACCUGCAGCCGCUGGAUGGUCACAUUGGCGCUCUGUUUGUCCUCUCUGGGACUGGGCAUGAGCAUUUCUGUUGUGGGCCCCACCUUUGAGGACCUUGCCAUCAACGUCAACCAGGACAUCAGUAACAUCUCCUACAUUUUUGUAGGCCGUGCUGCUGGGUACUGUGGUGGCUCGUUAUUUGGAGGGAUUCUCUUUGAAUACUUAAACCCUCAUUUGCUGCUGGGAUUAUCCAUGUUGGUCACAGGAAUUGGCACGUGUGCCAUCCCCUUCUGUAAGAAGGCUGCUAUUCUCACUAUCAUGAUGUGUGGUAUCGGAGCUACUAUGGGUAUUUUAGACACGGGUGGGAAUGUCCUCAUCCUGAACACAUGGCGUAAGCAAGCUGGACCUCACAUGCAAGCAUUCCACUUCAGCUUCGCUGUUGGAGCUUUCGCUUCGCCCAUCAUCGCUAAGCUGAUUUUCGGAACAGAUCGGAUCCCUGACAGAAACAUCAGCACAGUAGCCAUGGUAACCUCCCCACCCUUAACUGACCGGGUCUCCGAAGCCCCCUUGAACUUUCUUUACGAAACCCAAAGAUGGACCACCGACCUCAAAUCCUUGUGGUCCUAUGUUGUGAUUGGGUUCUUCAUCUUCCUGGUCUCCCUCCUCUUCUUUACUAUGUACUGCCGGAGCACCAUGUCUCGUGACACGCUCCAGACGCAAGCAGCUAAGCCUCAGGUGUCCAAGAGCCACAACGCUCUCAUCAUCAUGCUCUUCUGGUUCUUCUUCUGGUACGUUGGAGCCGAGGUGGCCUACGGCUCCUUCAUCUUCACCUUCGCCAAGGAUUACGCCCACAUGGAGCAGUCUCAGGCCGCAGGCCUUAACUCUUUAUUCUGGGGGAUGUUUGCAGCUGGCCGGGGCCUGGCUAUCUUCUUUGCUACCUGCAUGCACCCAGGCACUAUGAUCCUGCUGAGUCUGUUGGGCUGCAUGCUGUCCUCCCUGCUACUCACAUUCUUCAACAACGUGCAGCUGGUCCUCUGGAUCUGCACAGGGCUUUACGGCAUCUCCAUGUCCACCACCUUCCCCAGUGGGAUCUCCUGGGUGGAGCAGUACACCACAGUGACUGGCCGCUCGGCCGCCGUGUUUGUGGUGGGCGGUGCCCUGGGGGAGAUGGUGCUGCCUGCUCUCCUGGGCUUCCUCCUGGGGACGAACAUCCGGGAUUAUCCCCUGCUCAUGUACCUGACCCUGGUCACAGCCAUCAUCACCGCCAUCCUCUUUCCCAUCAUGUACAAGUUGGCCACUGGCUCAAGCAGAAAACCCAGUGUCAAGAGCCAGACGCAGGCUGAGAAUGACUACUGCCAAGCACAGCUAGACUCAGGGGCCGGAUGAAGAAGAGAAGAAAGAUGAGGCCUACCAGUGGAAUUACACAACAGGUCAAUUUAAAUGCAUUGGCUCUUGUCGUAAACAAUUAUAACACAGUAUUAACAGUCCCAGAAGUGAUCUAUCUUUGAUGUUUUGUAGAUCUAUGUAGAAGUGACCAAGAACAGAAUUCUGGGCAGUGUUUAGCGUCAGUGCCAUUGUCUUUUUUGCAAACACGAUUUUGUCAGCACAUUGUAAGAUUUUCAAAGUACCGUGAAAACGAUUUGUAAGAAGUAAUACAUAUAUUUACAUGAAAGUCUGAAUAUUGUGAUUAGACUUUAAGGUAGGCAGUAUUUUGUUCACCACACAUUGUCUAAACCAAUGAAAUGAUUUACCGAUAUCUUACAAUCAUCAUCUCCACCAUAUUUUCAUUAAUCAGUGAUACACCAGACCAUUAAAUUAAGUUAACC